CCUGGGCCGGCUGCGCACGCGCCGCCUCGCCCCACGAGGAAACCACCGACCCACAGCCAAUCCACGGUCGCUCCCAGGACGCGGCACCGGAAAACGCCGCGCGGCGCCGGAAGUGACGCGCCGACGUGCUGACGCGCGGGCUCCAGCCGAGACCGAUUCCGCGCCCGCCAUGGCCGACAAAAUGGAUAUGUCUCUGGACGACAUCAUUAAGCUGAACCGGAGCCAGCGAGGCGGCCGCGGCGGGGGCAGGGGCCGCGGCCGGGCCGGCUCCCAGGGAGGCCGCGGCGGGGGAGCACAAGCCGCCGCGCGAGUGAACCGAGGCGGCGGACCCAUUCGGAACCGGCCGGCCAUCGCCCGCGGCGCGGCGGGCGGCGGCGGCAGAAACCGGCCGGCGCCCUACAGCAGGCCGAAACAACUUCCUGACAAAUGGCAACAUGAUCUUUUCGAUAGCGGUUUUGGGGGUGGUGCCGGCGUGGAGACCGGUGGGAAACUGCUGGUGUCAAAUCUGGAUUUUGGAGUGUCCGACGCUGAUAUUCAGGAACUCUUUGCUGAAUUUGGAACUCUGAAGAAGGCGGCUGUGCACUACGACCGAUCCGGCCGCAGUUUAGGAACAGCUGACGUGCACUUUGAGCGGAAGGCAGAUGCACUAAAAGCUAUGAAACAGUACAAUGGCGUCCCUUUGGAUGGCCGCCCCAUGAACAUUCAGCUCGUCACCUCACAGAUUGACACGCAGCGGAGACCUGCACAGAGUGUAACCAGAGGUGGGAUGACUAGAAACCGUGGUUCGGGAGGUUUUGGUGGCGGCGGUGGCACCCGGAGAGGCAGCCGUGGGGGCAGCCGGGGCAGAGGCAGAGGAGCCGGCCGGAGUUCAAAGCAGCAGCUGUCUGCAGAAGAACUGGAUGCCCAGCUGGAUGCUUACAACGCGAGAAUGGACACCAGUUAAACAGCCCGGCAAAUCCGUGCGUGGACCAGGACCCAGAAGUCCGUGCUCCCUGGCGGGGGGGGGGUGACAGACUGGGGCUGUGUGGCCAACGAUGGAUUUGUUUCUCUUAUGUUUUAAAAUAGGAUUUAAAAUUCAUGUAAAGGUUUCUGUUUUGUUUUAUUUUGUUUCUUUUUUUUGUUUCGUUUCUUUUUUUUUUUAAUUCUGAAACAGACCUGUUUUGUACCGAGUUAUUUUUGGGAUACAUUUUACUGGUUGUUGUUGUGGAGAAGGUGGUAUUUUCACCUUUGCCAUAAUAAAAUAGAAAUGUGUGUAGAA
This is a messenger RNA of Hippopotamus amphibius kiboko, 1258 nucleotides long. It is a transcript of the gene ALYREF, whose product is annotated as Aly/REF export factor. The coding region runs from base 170 to 943 and encodes 257 amino acids. Gene Ontology annotation, cellular component: nucleus. NCBI's taxonomy places the organism in Eukaryota, Metazoa, Chordata, Mammalia, Artiodactyla, Hippopotamidae. Gene Ontology annotation, molecular function: mRNA binding. The record is from RefSeq and is a predicted model, not a curated record. The transcript has 6 exons. Gene Ontology annotation, biological process: mRNA export from nucleus.